Molecule: messenger RNA, 1368 nt
Organism: Monoraphidium neglectum
Lineage: Eukaryota; Viridiplantae; Chlorophyta; Chlorophyceae; Sphaeropleales; Selenastraceae
Exons: 3
Coding region: 1-1368 (455 amino acids)
Source: RefSeq, a predicted model, not a curated record
AUGCAGUGUCAUACGCUCAGCCGCUCUUCUAGCGACUGCUCCGACACCUCGGGUACUCCCCGGACCCCCGAGAGCAGCAGUAGUCUGAGCAGCUCGGACGACACUCACAAUGGCGCUCUCAAGCCCUCGGCCGUCCCCGAAACCGGAUCAUUUGCAGUGUUUGGGCCUGCGCAUUGCUAUGCGGCCCCCCUGAUUCUUGAUAUCCCCAUAUGCGGCACUGAGGAGGGCGCGGCCAUCACCGUUGUUGCACCCGCGACGCCGCUGGCGGCGCAGCAGCAGCCGCAGCAGCAGCAGCAGCAGCAGCAGCAGCUCUUCACCCUGCAGGCGCGCGCCGCGGGCACGCCCAAAGCCAAGGCCCGCCUCCGCAACGCCGCCGGCGCCGACGUGUCGUCCUUUGACCACGCGCCCAGCUGCUCCCCUGGCUCUGCGUUCCGGCUGCACAGCGGCGGCCGCUGCGUGACGAGCAGCCGCGUCGGCAGCGCGAAGACGGCCGUGCUGCGGGGCCAGCCAUGCAUCAAGGUCGCCCUGCGGGGGCUUCCUUAUGUCGGCAUCAUCAUCUCCGGUGACUGGGCCGCCCACACCUUCCAGAUCCUGCAGCACAUGCCCGGCCGCCGCAGCGAGCGCCUGCUCGCCUCCGCCUCCCCGCACCCCGCCGCGCCCGGCGCCGUGCGGCUGAGCGUGACCGCCGGCGUCGACGCCGCGUUUGCGGUGACCCUCGCGUGCGUCGCGUGCGCGUCCGCCGACUGCGCGGCGGACGCGCGUGGCGCGGGCGGCGCGGGCGCCGCGGCCGGGGAGCAGAAGGCGCUGCCCCGUGCGCCGGGCCCGCUGCCGGUGGCGCCUCCUCCGCCCCAGCCGCGGCCGCAGAGGCUGCCCGCGCAGUGGCACGAGGCACAGGCGGCUGCGCUCGCGGCUGCGGCGUCACGGCAGAGGCAGCAGGCCGCGCUGGCUUCAGCGCAGCGCCUAGCCAGCGAGCAGCACCACCAGCAGCAAGUGACGUCGUCCGCGCGCCUUCCAGCCAGGCCGCAGCUCGACACUUCAUUCUGUGGCUUGGCGCAGCUGAGCCUCGGCUGCAACGCACAGGCUGCACAGGCUGCUGCUGCCGUGCCUCCGUCGGCAAGCGCGCCGACGCCGCUGCAGGCGCACAUGCAGCAGCUGCAACAGCAACAGCAGCAAGAGGCGGAGCUGCAGCAGAUGCUGCGCCUGCUCCUGGAGCAGCAGCAGCAGCAGCAUGCAUCUGCUGUGGCCGAAAUGCAGCAGCGGGUGGCGCUGCAGGCAGCGUCGCUGUGGGGCCCGCAGGCGCAUGCUCCAGUCCUGCAGCCGCCCCUGUGGGCCGCGCAGCAGGCUGAACCGCUUCUGCCUUGGCGGUGA